CUGCUCCCGCCCCCGCUCGCCGCUGGCGGGAGGGCGGGGAAGAGGAGGAGCCAGAGGCAGUUGCCGAGGCCCGCCCCGCGCGCCGAGCCCUUUAAAAGCCACCAGCGGUGACAGCUCGGCGGUCCGCCGCGUUCCCAGCUCUGCAGCGGCUCCCGCUCGGCCGAGGCCCGGGUGGCUAGGCUUGCACUCUCCGCAGCGGCCGCCCAGCAUGUCCGGGCACUUUCUGCUCGCGCCCAUCCCCGAGUCCUCCUCCGACUACCUCCUGCCCAGGGACAUCAAACUGGCCGUGCUGGGCGCCAGCCGCGUGGGCAAGAGUGCAAUGAUCGUGCGCUUCCUGACCAAGAGAUUCAUUGGCGAUUAUGAACCGAAUACAGGCAAGUUGUAUUCACGGCUUGUCUCUGUCGAGGGAGACCAGCUCUCCUUGCAGAUCCAGGACACUCCCGGAGGAAUCCAGGUCCAAGAUAACCUCACCCAAGUGGUCGACUGCCUGUCCAAAUGUGUGCAGUGGGCAGAGGGCUUUCUGCUGGUCUACUCCAUCACAGACUACGACAGCUUCCUGUCCAUCCGCUCCCUUUACCAGCAUAUCCGGAAGGUCCACCCUGACGCGAAGGUCCCUGUCAUCAUCGUGGGCAACAAGGGGGACCUUCUGCAUGCCAGGCAGGUGCAGACGGAUGACGGCAUUCAUCUAGCCAACGAGCUGGGCAGCCUAUUCCUUGAAAUUUCCACCAGUGAAAACUACCAGGACGUCUGUGAUGUGUUUCAGCAUCUCUGCAAAGAAGUGAGCAAGCUGCACAGCCUCAGUGGGGAGAGAAGAAGGGCCUCCAUCAUUCCUCGGCCGCGUUCUCCCAACAUGCAAGACCUGAAGAGGCGUUUCAAGCAGGCUCUGUCUCCCAAAGCCAAAGCCCCCUCUGCACUGGGGUAAAGCCAUCUCAGACAGACUGGCUCCUUUCUAGUAUGCAUUUGUGCAGCUGAGAGGACUGGGGGUCUCCCUUUUUAAUCACACAUUCAGAGUUUAUUUUUAUACAGACUAUGGGUUUGUAAGUAUGUGUGUGAAUUCAGUGAUUGCCUAGAAGUUGGUUUUCUUAAUAAAAUAUUUUUUUUUGUACUGUAACUGCUAGCCACUUUUCCAUUAAAGGCAAAAAGGCAACAUUGCGCCUUCUUUCUUAAAUGUCUUUUUAUAGAAAUCAUACUUGCACCAGAGCCCAGAACGGCUCCAUGUUUGCCCUCAGUCUGAACUCUGAUUGGUGUCUCAGGUCGGGAGGGGUUUAAGUAGAGGGAAUCUGUGGUGGGAGAAAAGAAAGUAUGUGGGGGAGGAAAGAGAUCUGAAUAACUGCAGGAUGUCUUUAAUUAGAGCUCUUUGCCACAGGCAUGAAAUUGACAUCAUGUGAUUUUCUAGGAAAGGAGUUCAUUGCGCACUGAGCUAAACAA
Rhinolophus ferrumequinum (greater horseshoe bat) is the source of this 1428-nucleotide messenger RNA. RefSeq names its product RAS like family 11 member A (gene RASL11A). The record is from RefSeq and is a predicted model, not a curated record. Gene Ontology annotation, molecular function: GTP binding; GTPase activity. NCBI's taxonomy places the organism in Eukaryota, Metazoa, Chordata, Mammalia, Chiroptera, Rhinolophidae. Bases 209 to 922 code for a protein of 237 amino acids. The transcript is spliced from 4 exons.